AUGAUUAAAUUUGAUGACAGUCAAGCCGAAUCAGUUCCAACUGAUUAUCCUGUUCCGCCUGAAGUUUUGCUAUACUAUUUUGAAAUCAAUAUUAUAGAUAAAGGUGAAGAUGGAUAUAUUGGAGUUGGAUUUGCUAGAGAUUUAGAAAUACUUGAUAUUUUACCAGGUUUAUUAAGUUUGCGAAUUUAA
Racocetra fulgida is the source of this 189-nucleotide messenger RNA. The record is from the annotation of a GenBank genome assembly. Lineage: Eukaryota; Fungi; Glomeromycota; Glomeromycetes; Diversisporales; Gigasporaceae.